Molecule: messenger RNA, 1165 nt
Organism: Nicotiana attenuata
Lineage: Eukaryota; Viridiplantae; Streptophyta; Magnoliopsida; Solanales; Solanaceae
Exons: 3
Coding region: 85-1158 (357 amino acids)
Source: RefSeq, a predicted model, not a curated record
UGCAUUUCAAAACUUUAUAUGGUAUCAAGAGCUUUCUUUCUCCUCACAGAGUUCUGAUCCUUUUUUGUUACCCACCCACCACAAAUGGCACCCUCUGUUACCAAUUCUGAUGCAACAAGCAUCACCUCUAUUGUUCAGUUCAACCCAGUUACCCAACUUCCGAUCAAACUUGCUGGCAGCCAUAACUUCUCUCUCUGGAAGACACAAGUGUCCAUGCUCAUGAGAAGACACAAUCUCUAUGGCCAUCUAGAUGGGACUAUCCCUUCUCCUGUCCAUACCACCACCACAAACAACCAGACAAUUGCCAACCCCGAUUACGUUAAUUGGUUUCGUCAGGACCAGUUGAUCCAAAACGCUAUUUUAGCGUCAGUUGAUCCAACUCUUGCUGCCACUAUAGCUGUUGCAGCCACAGCCAAAGCGGCAUGGGAUUCCCUCCAUACUGCUUAUGCCAAUAAGUCUCAAACUCGCGUAUUCAAGAACCUUCCUGUCACGGACUAUCUCAAUCAAGUCCGUUCUCUCUGCGAUGAACUUGCGACUGCAGGAGCACCUGUCACCCAUGCUGAACUCAUUGUCAAGAUUCUCACUGGGCUUGGACCAGAAUAUCGAGAAAUCUCAGCAGCAAUUCGAGCACGUGACACACCUAUCUCGUAUGAAGAACUAUUUGAAAAGCUUAUUGACCAUGAGCUUUUUCUCAAACACAAUGCUCUGCCUCACACUUCCACCACAAUCACUGCGGCUGUUGCUCAAAAGACCAGCUCUCAAGCAAGGACCAACGCCACCCAUAACAACAAUAGGCGUCAAAAUAAUAACCAGCAACAUCGUUCUCAGCCAUGGCGCAAUCGUCGUGCCAAUCAGCAAGACAACAACUUAGUGUGCCAGUUAUGUGACCACAUUGGACACUCUGUUCGAGUUUGCCGCUCUCAGUCUCAUAAUCAUUUUCAGGCACGAGCCAACUUUGCGGGACGACAAACGCAACAACCUACUCCGUGGAUAGUUGAUACAGGGGCUACACACCAUGUUGCAUCGGAUGCCCAAAGUCUUACAAACAUUAAUGACUACAAUGGUCCAGAAGAGAUUGCUAUGGGAAAUGGUAACACCAUACCAAUUUCUUACACUGGAUCUGAGUACGGGGGCGCCGCUGGUUCAAGGACGGAGUAGAGGACGA